AUGGAGGACACAGCGCACGCGGACAGCCUACAAUACACAUUAAAGGAACUGCGGAGGAAAAUCGCAGACUCUGAAGCACAAAUAGCAAAAUUACGGAAAGGCCAGCAAGAGGUGCCACUCUCACCAGCCGCGCAGGCUAGAGUCAUUACAGCUGCCUUUGAAGAAGUCACAAACGCAGAGCCAUAUCUACCAUUCGCUGGCUCAGUGUUACCGUCUCUUAUUGCGAUGCGGAAAACAUACUCGGCUGUGAGAGAGACAGAAUCGCUUAUAAAGGGCGAAGAGGAGCAGCGUGAUGCGGAGAGCAAGCGGCUAGAGGCAGACCGUGCGGCGCUCAAAGAUCAGACGCUUCUUACCGAAGCACUACGGGAGCGCAUUGAAUCUUUACGCAACGAUCUAGCUGCCAACGCAGACGUCCGAGAGGACCAGGUGUUGCGUGAGAAGAUGCAGGAGCUCAGGUCAAAAACAGACUUUUACAAGAACGAGCACGUCCGCCUCCGACGAGCGCUACGACAGUUUGUCUACGAGCACUUGGCGUCCCUCCUUGCUGCUGAAGAAGUCGGUGGUCCCGUUGUCGGUGACGUUCUCGAAGUUGAUCCCCGCGACUUGGCUGCAGGUCUUUCCGCCCAGGGAAACCUGAAGCGUUCUGCAAAGGGCAUGUCGGGCAGCGAUAAGCGGCAACGGCGCAUUGACGACAUCUACCGCCCGGACCGACUUGGCCGUAAAGAGCAGUCAGCACAGGACGACAUUGAAGAGGCAGGCAAGGAGCUAUUGUCGCUUGUGCAGGAAAUGUUUGAGCGUCUGGUAGAAGCGCAAGGAGACAAUUCCGAGUCCUACAUUACAGUAGAUCGCGAAUCUGCAGCGACGCGGUUCUUGAUCCGAUCCAAGGUCGCCCAGUUCCAUCCCAAAGACGCAUGGAGGAUGCGCAUUAUUGACUUUGGCAGAGAGCUGGAUGGCUAA
[Torrubiella] hemipterigena is the source of this 957-nucleotide messenger RNA. The record is from the annotation of a GenBank genome assembly. NCBI's taxonomy places the organism in Eukaryota, Fungi, Ascomycota, Sordariomycetes, Hypocreales, Clavicipitaceae.